Molecule: messenger RNA, 993 nt
Organism: Nezara viridula (southern green stink bug)
Lineage: Eukaryota; Metazoa; Arthropoda; Insecta; Hemiptera; Pentatomidae
Source: the annotation of a GenBank genome assembly
AUGAGUGCUGUCCCAAGAAUGAUUAUCCAUGUUUUUGAUGGAUUUUGCUUAACAGUUAUUUUAAUUGCUCAAGAAACUAUUAUAAAUUAUUAUAUUAUUAUGAGAUAUAAAGAAUCCGUGUUUCCAUAUUUCUUUUUUGCUCUCGACUUUUUGUGCGUUUGUAGCUUUGUCGGAACUUUAUUUGUCGCUUUUAAUAAAUUUAAAAACAUCCUUCGACAAGAUAAUGUUGAUGGUUUCAAUUUGCAUUCAGCAAGAGGCACUAUAAUGCCUCUUCAGCUAGGAGACAGCCCCCUUAUUUACUUGUCAUGGUUAUUUUAUGCUUUAAUUUUUGUUGUAAAAAUUAUAUUGAUUUUCAAUGAUGACUCAUUUAUUCAUGGUUUAAGUGUCACAGAUCAUUUUGGGCCCCAGCUUUUAAAGGUAGCUUUAUGCUCUAGUAGUUUUUUGUUUCUUCUACUUGUGGAAGGUCAUAACUGGAGGAAACGAGGAACACCUCGAUAUUCUUAUAUUACUUCAGUAUGUGCUAAGACAGGAAUUGAAAUUUUUGACUCUGUAUCAAUGCUUGCGAUUCUGAUGGAAAGUACAUCCGACUUGUCUCCAACAGUCAAGGAUUUAAUCCUCGCUCUAUCUGCAUUAAAUUUUGUGCUACCAACAAUCAAGUUAUAUCAACUAAGUUACAACGAUUUCUCUAAAAAUAAUUAUUCAUUUCCCAUAACUGUCAUCUACAUGUUCCUGCACAUGCUGCUCAUAGAUGUCCCUUAUCUUGCUGUACGUCUUUAUUUAUGGCUUGUUUACCAUGAAAAUGCUUCCAUGUUUCUUAUGAAAAAUGCUUUAAGCAUUGUUUUGGGCCUGCGUGGAAUGUUUCCAGAUCUGAUAGAGUUUAGGAAUAGCUAUAUAUCUUCACAUAAAAAGACAAAAAAGGUGAUGUCAGAAUCUGAAGCAAAAUUCGAAGAGAUCUCUCUUAGGGACCAGGUUAUUAAACCUGAAAGUGUCUAA